CUUUCUUGUCAUCUGUAUCAGAUAGAUAGAGAGAGAAAGAGAGAGAAUCACUGAGUCAUUCACUACACAUGCUGUGUUGUGUUUCUUUGUGUGACCCUGUUAUCUGUUUGUGAACAACAUUGGGUUGGUUGUGUUUGCGUUUCGGUUGAGAUAAUCUCGAAAGCACUUUUAACUCAACGGAGCCUAAGAAUUAUUUUCACGUUCGCACAUUAGAAUUUGUAUUUUUCAUUGAAACUACUUUGGAAUGCGUGUGACCUGAAAACCAAACACACACAUUGCAGUUUUUGAGGAAGGGUUUGUUUUGUGUUUCUUGUAGUUUGUAGUUGUUGCUGUUGUUGUUGGGGUUGGUGUUUCUUCAGCAUGUUCAUACCCCCCUUCAUUUUCUGUUCAACUUUUUGACUUUCUGUUUUGUUUCCCAGAAAAAAGAUAGGAACUUUGUUUCUGGGUUUGGUUCCUUUUUCCUGGUUUUGCUAGUUUUGAUAGUAGCACCAGGGAAUAGUUUGUCAUUUGUUUUUCUUUUGCAGGUUAAAAUUCUUGUUCUGAUUCUUGUAAAGGUGGGAAGUUUAUGGGUGUGGGGAGAGACAGAAAGAUGGGGUUAAUGAUUCCAUGACAACAAGUUGCUUUUUAUGAAGGCUUCUUUGUGAAGAUUUUGGUUUGAAAAUGAAAAGGGUGUGGAAGAUGCUUAUGCUUAUGCUUGCACUCUUUUUCAACCCAUUUUAGCAUCAAGUGUGAAAAGUUUGGUCUUGGGGGCUUGUAUGAGUUUGUUUCCAAGUGUUGUGUUGUUGUGAUGAUUCAUCUUGCAAAAGGGGUUUUCAGCAUCUUGUGAAAUUCAUUCCUUCUCAUGCUGGAGCCUCUGAGAUUGUUUUUUGGUUGUGAAUUUGCUUGUUGUGCUUUGAUGUUUAGGAAAAGACACAACCCUUUUUCUCUUGCAAGGGAGUUCUUGGUAUUUCAACCUCUUCUUCUUGUUCUGGUAUUGUUCACCUUGCAACAUAACACUGUGCAUUGCCAUGGAAGAUUUAGCAAACACAUCUCUUCAGAACCAUCGCCACCACCAUCAGAAUACAAGGAUAACUCUAGGAAGAUCAUUUUCAGCAUAGUUUUAGGAGCAGUCACUGGACUAGUUUGUUCUGUUCUCUUUGCAUUUGUGGUUCGUUAUGUGGUUCAGUAUCUGAACAGAACACCAAUCCUCAAAGGCCCUGUCAUAUUCUCCCCAAAAAUUGCCCCCAAAACACUCCAAUCAGCUUUGGCAAAAGAAAACCACUUGCUAGGUUCAAGUCCAAAUGGGAAAUACUACAAAACUGUGCUUGACAAUGGGCUGACAAUUGCAGUCAAAAAGCUAACACAGGAACAAAAUUCUCCAGAGGCAAAGAAAAAAUCAGUGAAGAGGCAGAUACAAGCAGAGCUAGAGAUUCUUGCAAGGUUAAGACAUAGGAACUUGAUGAGUCUGAGGGCUUAUGUUCGUGAACCUGAUGGAUUUUCAUUGAUGUAUGAUUAUGUGUCCACUGGGAGUCUUUGUGAUGUGAUGAGUAGAGUGAGGGAGAAUGAGUUGGUGCUUGGUUGGGAAGUUAGGCUGAGGGUUGCUGUUGGUGUGGUGAAGGGUCUUCAGUAUCUUCACUUCACUUGUGUGCCUCAGAUUCUGCACUACAACUUGAAGCCAACUAAUGUGAUGUUGGAUGCAGAGUUUGAACCCAGAUUGGGAGAUUAUGGAUUGGCUAAGCUUCUACCAAACUUGGAUAGAGGGACAUCUGUCUACAGCCCUCCUGAAUGUUUCCAUAAUUGCAGCAGGUACACGGACAAGAGUGACAUAUUCAGUUUUGGCAUGAUCCUUGGUGUUUUGUUAACUGGCAAGGACCCUACAGAUCCAUUCUUUGGAGAAGCAGCAAGUGGGGGGAGCUUGGGGUGUUGGCUGAGGCACUUGCAACAAGCAGGUGAAGCAAAAGAAGCUUUAGAUAAGAGCAUUUUGGGGGAAGAAGGGGAAGAAGAUGAGAUGCUCAUGGCUUUCAGGAUUGCUGCUGCAUGCCUCUCUGAUGUGCCUGCAGAUAGGCCUUGUAGUGAUGAGCUUGUUCACAUGCUAACACAACUGCACAGUUUUUGAAGCCAAAAUACCUUGAUGAUUCUUCUGUUUCUGGAGUUUCUUGUUUUUGUUUUUGUUUUACCACUCCUUAUCUAUAAGUGCUCGUUUGGUUUGGUGUUAAACUCAACGUUAAUCCGUGUUUGAGUCAACCAGGAAAAAUUUGGCUUCUCCGAUGAUGCAUUAAGAUGUGUGUUUUUCCAUUUGCGUUGAUGCAAACACCAAUACAAACGGAUAUAAGAUGUUAAGGGGGCUUUUUUGGUUGGCCAUGGUUCUGGUGUAGUUGAUUAUUUUGUUGCAUCAUCUUGGUUUUCAA
This is a messenger RNA of Lotus japonicus, 2387 nucleotides long. RefSeq names its product inactive leucine-rich repeat receptor-like protein kinase CORYNE. The record is from RefSeq and is a predicted model, not a curated record. Bases 842 to 2095 code for a protein of 417 amino acids. Gene Ontology annotation, biological process: protein phosphorylation. Gene Ontology annotation, molecular function: protein kinase activity; ATP binding. The transcript has 2 exons. NCBI's taxonomy places the organism in Eukaryota, Viridiplantae, Streptophyta, Magnoliopsida, Fabales, Fabaceae.